CAUAGUUGGUAAUAGAAAGACAUGACAACCUCUCCCCAGCUUCAGUUUUACAGCAAAACAGACAGGGAGCGACAAAGAAGCAGAGAAGAGAGAGAAAGAGAAGAGGCAUGCAAAGCAUAAAACAUGUUUUUCUCUUUUUCCAUUCUUGACCCUCCAUAUUUACUUAAUUCACAUGCGAGCACCUCUCAUUCAUUGCUCUCGAGUUUCUUCUUAGCUUCAAAUAUUUUGACUUUCUCUAAUGGCGGGACCAGAAGCAGAAGCAGAAGCAGGACGAGCAGUCCCGGACAUGGAAGCAGUGCUGGAUUUUCUACGCAAAAAUGGUUUAAAGGACGCGGAGUUGGCUCUCAAAGAGGACAUGAUCGAGAGAAGUAAUGAACUGGGCUCCUUUGACUUUGAGAAGUUCUUGUUUGUACUGCCACCCGUGAGGGUUCCGUCGAGUGUCCGGCAACUGGAUGUGGAAGAAGGUGGUGGCGCCGUUGAGAGGUUGAGAUCGAGUUCUGGGUCUCCGUCGGACGAUGAGUUUGUUAGCUUGGGGUCUUCUACUAGUGCUAGUGAAGUGUACUCUUCAGAAUUCUCAAAUCCAUAUGGACUUCGUUCCACAUCGCAGGCCAAUUCAGAAACUUCAUCUGAUAGGCUCUCUCAGUUUGGCACAGCACGUGAUUACCCAGAUUUUGAUAUGAAAAAUGACUGGUAUGAUGAGAAAGAGGAAGGGCACUUCAUGAGUCCCUGCUUCAAUGGCCCUGACUACUUUGGCUGUCCAAGCGAGGAUAAGUUUGUCAUGACAUCUGAGACUGGGAAGCAAUUUGAGAAUUCCUUGGGUUUGUAUGACAAAUCUGAAGGUGAAACACAAGGAAACAUCGAUUACUUGGAUAAGCAGUGUCUUUACAAUGUCACAUCUGUGAAUAAUAAAAACGAGGCUCAAUCUAUGAAUUAUCAUCAUGAUUUUGAUAAAAAAACCCAGCUUGAAGGAGACAUUGAUAGGGAUGGUAGUUCAGCCUACAAUUGCAAAUUCUUCACAGAAACAGGAGGGAUUUAUGGCAAGAAUUCUGUUGACUGUAUCUAUACGAGCUCCAAGGGACCUGAUUUAGGUGACUUUCAGUUAAAAGUUGUGGAAAGCCCUACUGAUUAUGAUAUAGUUCCUGUGCAUACGGAAAACAAGAAUGCUAACUACUAUGGUAUAAAAGUUUCCAAAAGUGACUGGACUGAAGGGUUUAAAAGUACCUCUGGCAUUGUAGAAAAUGGAAUUGAUGACUUUGAAGUUGGAGAUGGUGGAGGAGUAAAUGGAGAAACCCAUGAGCUUGCAGCUGCUAUUGGCGGAGAAGAUGUUAAUGCUAACGAACUUUUGAUGUACUAUAACCAGGAGGAUGAAUAUGAAGUAUUCAAUCUGCGAGUUAUACACAGGAAAAACAGGUCUUGUGGUCAUGGAAUUGAUCCUGCUGAUAGUACUUUGUUUUCAUGGAGAUCUGAUGCUUGUGCAAUGCAGGUUAAAUGGACUGGAUUCGAGGAAAACAAGGAUCUGCCUAUUGUGCUAAAUAGUGUCAUUGCAGGCAGAUAUUAUGUCACUGAAUACCUAGGUUCAGCUGCUUUCAGUAAGGUCAUUCAGGCACAUGAUCUUCACACAGGAAUAGAUGUUUGCCUGAAGAUUAUUAAAAAUGACAAAGAUUUUUUCGAUCAGAGUCUAGAUGAAAUUAAGCUUCUGAAAAUAGUGAACAAGCUUGAUCCGGCUGAUGAACGUCACAUUCUGCGCCUUUAUGACUACUUCUAUCACCAAGAGCAUCUCUUCAUCGUUUGUGAACUCCUUAAGGCGAACUUGUAUGAAUUUCAGAAAUUUAAUCAAGAAUCAGGUGGUGAAGCUUACUUCACUCUCAGCAGAUUGCAGGUCAUAACCCGUCAGUGUUUGGAGGCACUAGAAUACUUGCAUCACUUGGGAAUUAUUCACUGUGAUUUAAAGCCUGAAAACAUUCUUAUAAAGAGUUAUAGGAAAUGCGAGAUAAAGGUUAUUGAUCUCGGAAGCAGUUGCUUUAAGUCAGACAACUUAUGCCUUUAUGUACAAUCUCGUUCCUAUAGAGCUCCUGAAGUUAUUCUAGGUCUCCCCUAUGACCAAAAGAUUGACUUAUGGUCUCUCGGCUGCAUCUUGGCUGAACUGUGCUCUGGGGAAGUGCUCUUUCCAAACGAUGCAGUUGUAAUGAUCCUCACGCGCAUGAUUGGCAUGCUGGGUCCUAUUGAUCCAGAGAUGCUGGAGACAGGACAGGACACGCACAAGUACUUUACAGAAGAAUAUGAUCUCUAUCAUUUAAAUGAGGAGACAAAUCAAGUAGAAUUCCUUAUUCCUGAGGAAUCUUCACUGGAGCAUCAUCUACAAGUUUCCGACGUUGGGUUCAUUGAUUUUGUGAGAGACUUGCUAGAGCUCAACCCCCUGAGGCGUCCAACUGCAAGGGAGGCCCUAGAGCACCCAUGGCUUUCACAUUCAUACUGAGUCCGAUUCUGACUGAAGUUGUGGAUGAGGAGUCACUACUAGUGGCUAUGUAUUUAUGUCUCUUUCUUGUCUCUGGAGUGCAAGCUUCCAGUACCAGUUUUGGUAUAAACCACAUCAGAUAUAUACACGCAUUCUUUUUUUUUUUUUUGUUGAACUCGUAUUUAUUUUGUACAGGAAGUUUUCUUGCAUUUUCUUUUCUUCCUUCACUUGGUGGGGCUUUGUAAGUAUCAUUUGAUUGGAAACAGAAGGACAGUAAUAAAAGCACCAACACAAUGAUUUGGAUA
Molecule: messenger RNA, 2760 nt
Organism: Populus euphratica (Euphrates poplar)
Lineage: Eukaryota; Viridiplantae; Streptophyta; Magnoliopsida; Malpighiales; Salicaceae
Product: serine/threonine-protein kinase ppk15-like
Exons: 8
Coding region: 239-2476 (745 amino acids)
Biological process (GO): peptidyl-serine phosphorylation; peptidyl-threonine phosphorylation
Molecular function (GO): protein serine/threonine kinase activity; ATP binding
Source: RefSeq, a predicted model, not a curated record